Molecule: messenger RNA, 3356 nt
Organism: Lathyrus oleraceus (garden pea)
Lineage: Eukaryota; Viridiplantae; Streptophyta; Magnoliopsida; Fabales; Fabaceae
Exons: 10
Coding region: 371-3121 (916 amino acids)
Source: RefSeq, a predicted model, not a curated record
UCUUACUGAUUCCACCUAAAUAUCAAUCUAAUCAUUAAAUAUAACAUCAAUAUUGUGAACAAAAUUCAGUCGCAUGAAGAUUAAUCUUUGCAGUUACACGCACAGAAUAUAAUCAUUCAGAGAUAUAAUAUUUUUUAAAAAACAUGUGAAGAGGUAGUUAUAUAGAAUCUGAGAAUCUCAGUAAGGUUGUCCAUACCAUAUAUCAUAUGAUACUGUCCCACAAACAUACCCUUCUCAAAUCAUUCCUUCAUUACAAAACAAUCACCAACUUUGUCCUUAGGAAAACAUACAAAAUCCUAAUAUCUAGGACUUUCUGUUUCAUCUCUGUGUCUCUUUUUACAGGAUCCUCCCAUGCUACUACCAUAGUAUCAUGUCAAUGUUUCAUUUGAUAUAUGGUAUAUGGUUAGUCCUGUCUAUGAGAUUUUGUGUACUUGAUGUUUCCACUUCAUGUUGUCCGUAUCGGUUUUUUCGACAAAACAAUCGAAAAUUCGAGCAGAAAACUGAUAAGUUUUGGAAGUUUAGUGAAAUAGAUGAUACAUGGAUUGAAGUCAAACUACCAUGUGAUUUGGUUCCUUGUGUUGAUAGUGAAGUGAAUAAAAGGGAAGAAAGGUUGGAACAAGAAGAUGAAUUGGAUGAGAAAAAGAUGAGUUUGGAAGUGAUUCUUCCUUUGAGAAAGAGAAUUUGUUUGACAAAAAUGUCUGAUACCUCUGUUUGGAUCAUUGGUGAAAGUGGAUUUAUCUAUGAGAGGUUUUGGAAUGGACUUGAGUGGGUGAUUGCUCCUCAUGAUUUACCUAUAUCACAAGGACAUGCAGUUGCGGUUUUUAUCAUUUCUCAGAAAUUUUUUGCUCUAUCUGAUUCAGGAAAUUUGUAUCAGAUGCAUGUGCAGCUUGGUGAAACCUCACAACCAGUUUGGAUUGAAUUCACACAUACACUAGAUCAAAUCUCGGAUACUGAUUUGAUAGUCAUAAAAUCUGGUGCAGUGUCAGAUGAUAGGAAGAGAGGUUAUUUCUGUACAAAGAAAGGAACAUUGAUAGAGCUAGCAGAAGUUGAGCCUCCAAGAUGGAUAAAUCAUGGCCAACCAGGUGGAGCAAAUGUUGCAGCAAUAGCUGAUGUUGCUUCUUCGCGAGAAGUAGUUUACACGAUAAGUUCUGCUGGAGAUCUUUAUGAAUAUAACAGUAAAUCAAAACCGUCAUGGAAGAAGCACAUAUGGCAAGAAAAAAAGGCACAAGUUUCAUCUUUGAUACCAUCUAAGGGGUGCACUUUACAUGGAUUAAUUGGUGAUCAUUCUGAAUCGCUGUUUCUUUUAACCAAGGAAGGAACUUUAGUGGAGAGAAGAUUACAUCAAAGGAAGUGGAAAUGGAUAGUCCAUGGAAAUCCACCACAUCAAAAUUUGACAUCUAUUACACCAUCUUUGAGAGAUGAAUCUAGUGAAACUUCCAUUUCUUUAUUCUUCACUACUUCUGUUGGAUCUGUUUUUGAGUAUCAAAUUCCAAAACAAUUAGGCACUUCUCCAAAUAAUCAGUUUCCAGGAGGAGAGUGGAUAAGUCAUCAGCACCCUUUACAUGCAAAAGCGGCAAGAGGUAAACCAGGCUUACCAUUACAUGUUGGAAGGAUACUCUUUGUACUAGAUGAUGGUAGAGUUGCAGAAUUACAUAUAGCAGGACUAGGUGGUGAGAGCGCUGGACCAUCAAUGCCACAAAACUUUAGAAGAAAAACAUCCUCAACCAAAUAUGUUUGGUCCAUAUUAGAUGCACCAGAGAGUGAAGGAUGGAAUGCAGAAUAUUGCACAGAAGAGCGCGGACCGCGGAAUUGUAUGACAGGUAUAAAAGAUGAGUCAAAAGACUCGGGAAUCACAAGUUCAGUAACAGGUAGGAGAAAGCAAAGCCAAGAACAUCAUUAUUACUUAUCUCCAGAAACAGGAAAUGAACUUAUUAGUUCUUUAGAAGAAUACCAAUACAAUCUUCCUGAUGAUUGGAUUAGUAGUAAUUUUCGCCUGCGACUGAUGUAUGAAGGCAAGUCGUUUUUCUUGGUGACGAGUAAUGGUUUGAUUUUUGAACAUGUUUGUAUUGAAAGUGUUUGGAUAUGGCUGAAACAUGAUAGCUCUACCGAAAUGAAUGGUAUAGUAGGGAACUAUAAUGGAAGUUUAUUCAUGGUUGAUACUUUUGGAAGUGUGUUUCUUAGAGAAUGGAGUGGAAAUGAAAUAGCAUGGAAGAAUUGCACUGAUAUGAGGAGAGGAAAACAUAUUGUUGUUGGGGGUCAACCAUGGGAUAGAUUACCAGGUAUAGCAAGGAGGGGUACUACUGAAGAUUCACUCUUCUUUGUGAGCAAAAAUGGAAGAUUGAUGCAGUUCACGGUUUACAUGAGGAAAUUCAAAUGGAAGGAUUGUAAAAAUCCUCCAAAUGUCAAAGUUGCAAACAUAGUUGAUCAGGAACUGUUCAGAGAGAACAUAAUCUUCGUCACAGGAAGAAACGGACGCUUAUACCAAUACAACAAAGUAAAUGAUUUAUGGCAUGAACAUUACCAGUCUCAGCAUUUGAUUCUUUCAAAUUUUCCUGGAACGGUUAUAAGACCAAUGUCAAAAUCACUCACAGGCUCCAUCUUCAUGCUCUCAAAAGACGGUGGCCUAGUUGAAUACAGCUGGAAUACAUGGAAUGAAUGGAAUUGGAUAGAACAUGGAACACCUUAUAAAGGUGUAAAACUCGUUGGCUCACCUGGUCCUAGCUUUGAAGGGAAUCAAUUACUUUUGAUUGGUUCAGAUGGAAGAGUAUACCUUAGAUAUAUGGAGAAAAAUGCAUGGAAGUGGAAGGAUUGUGGUUUUCCUACUUUAGGAGAUAAAACUAUUGAAGCAGACGAUAGAGAAGAAGGAUUCAAUGAUGAAGAUACUAAAAAAGAGCAGGAGAAUCUUGGUGACUUAUCAAUCUUGAAUUGUGAUCCUAAGGUGACAUCUACAAGACCAAUUCCAUUUUCUGCUGAUUCUGCUAUAUUUGAACUUAGAGAUGGCAGGUUGGCAGAGAUACAAGUUGGAGAGGGGAAAGAAUGGGUUUGGUCAAGGAUCAUUGGUACUCCAAAUAGUUUAUGCAUACAAAAUUAUUGGAUUACAGUGGCAUCAUCACCAUCAUGAAAUUGUGUACAAUCUCUUAUAAGAAAAUGAUGAGCCAGAAAAACUUGAUGACUUGAUGACUUGAUGUACAGCAUAGAUAGUGUAGUGACUUUUAUGCUAACAAAGAAGAAAGAAAAGUACUAGUUAUAGCUACAACAGGAUGGAGCUGUGCCAUCUCUUCACAUGUAAAAAUAUGUAUAAACAAGUUGAAGCUACAGCAACAUAUAUGAAUAAGAAUAUGUCCUCUUCAUAAUCA